GCACAGAGGGGGAAGCAGAGCUCACCCAGCGACUGCAGGGCUUGUGAGCGUUUCUGGAGCAGAAGUUCUCCUCACAGAGAGAGGGACGCAGCAGACAGCAGGCACCAUGGAGCCCCCCUCAGGCCCUUCCCGCAGACGGUAUGUCCCCUGGAACAGGCACCUGCUGGCAGUCUCACUCUUAACUUUCUGGCCCCUGCCCACCACUGCCCAGCUCACUAUUGAAGUGGUGCCCCCACUUGCUGCAGAAGGAUCGGAUGUUCUUCUACUUGCCCACAACGUGACAGAGAAUCCUCUAGGCUAUUCCUGGUACAGAGGAGAAAGGGUAGAAAACAGCCUGCUAAUUGCAUCAUAUAGAGCAGACACUAAUGUAACUACCACUGGGUCUGUACACAGUGGACGGGAGACACUUUACCCCAAUGGAACCCUGCUGAUCCAGAACAUCACCCAGAAAGACACAGGAUCCUACACCCUGCUCAUUUUAAAGAAUGAUUUACAGACAGAAAGACAGACCGGACACCUCAACAUACACCCGGUGCUACCCACACCCGUCAUCACCAGCAACAACUCCAACCCCUGGGAGCACGAGGACACUGUGGUGUUAACAUGUGGAUCUGAGACCCAGAACACCUCCUACAUCUGGUGGAUCAACAAUCAGAGCCUCCCCAACAGCACCAGGCUGGAACUGUCUGAGGACAAGAGGACUCUCACUGUGUUCAAUGUGACAAGGAAUGACACAGGACCCUAUGUGUGUGAAGCCCGGAACCCAGUGAGUGUCAGCCGCAGUGACCCAUUCACCCUGAAUGUUCUCUACCCAGUGGCACGGCCCUGCCUCCAAGCCAGCAACACCACCGUCACAGAACAUGAAGGUCCCGUGGUCCUGACCUGCCUCACAAAUGAGACUGGGGUCUCCAUACGCUGGUUCUUCCAAGGCCAGAGUCUCCUCCUCACAAGGGGGAUAACACUGUCCCUGGACAAUAGCACCCUCACCAUAGACCCCGUCAGCAGAAAGGAUGCCGGGGAUUAUCAGUGUGAGGUCUCCAACGGGGGCAACUCCAGCAAAAGUGACCCUCUCAGGCUGCAUGUGCAAUAUAAACCAACACCAGAAAGUUCCUCUGACCUCUCAGCUGGUGCCAUUGUCGGCAUCGUGAUUGGAGCUGUGGCUGGGGUGGCUCUGAUAGCAGCCCUGGGGUAUUUUCUGUACAUCAGAGAAACUACACGGGCAACUGACCAGCGCGAUCUCACAGAGCACAAAUCCUCAGAUCACAACCACAGUCAAGGACACUCUGACAGUUCACCUGAAAAGGUUAAUGAAAUUGAAUAUUCCUCCCUGAACUUCAAUGCCCAGGAAUUAAAAAAGAAAGCAACUUCAGCCUCCCCAUCUCCAACACAUACAGAAACAAUUUAUUCAGAAGUGAAAAAUCAGUAAUGGAACCUGUCCUGCUUGUUGCACUGUUGACUUAUUCCAAGCUUCCCACCUCCAUCCCCAGGAGAUCCCUCUGCCCUCAGGGAAAAUGAGGAGAGAGUCUUCCCCCAGCCCUUUCGAUCCCUAAUGAGGCUCCUCCAGGCUGCCUGAUCACAGCCCCUUCCUUCAGUGUCAGUGGAUGAAAAGGCACAUCCAUGAGGAGGUCUGUAGGAAACCAAAACUUCCUCGUCAUUGAAAUCUAGCAAAGCAGACCUUGGGAGAAAGUUGCCAGAAGCUCUGCCUCUCCCCAUUUGCUGACCUAGACCAGUUGUAAACUUGUGCAUUCAGAACACAUUCAUUCCUUCCCACCUCAGUCCUAUUGGAGUCUAACAUGAAUUUGCCAUAACCUGGAGAAUUAUUUCUUAUCCACUGAAAUGCCUGUGCCAGAAAAGAAAAGCAAGGAGAAGGAAAAUGAAGAGCUUCUGCACUCUGAAGCCUAGUGUGAACCCACCAUUCACAGGAAGACACAUACAUGACCAGCUCUGAGCUGGGAAGUUCUACACCUUUGUCCACUUUCAGGGUUGUCUACCUGCAGGAUCAGGGACUAAACAACUUACUACUUAGCUAGAAUACCAUCUAAACCUUUGAAAGCAUGCCUUCAGAGAACCCACUAGAAGCAACUAGAAAACAACUUCUCAGCGUUCAUAAGUGUAUCUUGAUGGAAACUGCAAAAACAAACAAAAAAACCGCACAUACUGUUUUAAUAAUACUGUGGGCUUUAUUCAAGGCAAUGCCCAGAGAUUGAGGGGUCAUCGGUUUAUGGGGCAGUCAGCUCUUACCAGAUACAAUCUGCUGGGAUUGGGGAAAGGACUCAGAAAGUUACCCUGCAGAGAUUAUUUAAAUAAUGGUCAAAGAAUGUACAAUUUGGGGGUAUUGGUUGUUUUUUCCCUUCCUUCUGAGACAUUCUGCCAUUUUAAUUUUUGUAACUGCUUGUUUAUAUGAAAGGGGUUCUGUUUAAUUUACUGCAUAAGCCAAUCUGACCACUUUAGGGGGAAGAACCUACCAAAGCCCCUCAUGUCCCCCUGGCCAUGAGCUCCCUAAGCCUUUUGUGUCAGGGGCUCCACACAGAAAAUAAGAAGUAGCAGUUGCCCAACUUCACGGCCAGAAAUGGGUCUCACUCUGUUUCUAGGCAUCUCAGGCCAGUCAUCAACCCCCUUCUCUUCUGUGUUCCCGCCUGUGUCUGUUCUGUCCGUCUGCCCUGCUUACCUUCUCAGGACGCCUUCUUGAGAAGCAGGAGCGCCCUGAAGGGAACACGGCCCCUUGUGCUGUUAGCAUUGUUUACAGCCCAGGAAGCCACACUGGUGUGCACGCUCCUUAGGACACAAGGUGCAGAUUAUGACUCAGCCCUCAGUUUCUUGAAGAGCCUCUGGAAUUCUUCUCCCAUGGGGUGCAUGGGACCAAAUUGUCAGCACAGAAAGGGAGGACGGGAGGAGGAGAGGCGCCCCUGCUUCCCACCAGCCUUCUGCACAGACGGGGCCUCCUUGGGCUGCUGAGAGAAAGACUUUAUUCCACCUUCAUGACGGACCUCCUGCUGUGUGGAACUGGCCCCCAAGAGGGGUGGCUGGGAGCGCUCAGUACUCAGGUACCUCUUUCAGGGUUUUCUCACCCUGAUACAGACUGUGUACACCUCCACUCAUGCAAGCACUUCUGCAUAAUUUAAUUUUGCCUGGCUGAGGCCACUUCUGAAUGAUUUGUAAAAAUUGCUCUAUAUUUAUAAUAAAUAUUGUGUAUCAGAUAUCAACA
Molecule: messenger RNA, 3205 nt
Organism: Odocoileus virginianus texanus
Lineage: Eukaryota; Metazoa; Chordata; Mammalia; Artiodactyla; Cervidae
Product: CEA cell adhesion molecule 1
Biological process (GO): signal transduction; regulation of immune system process
Cellular component (GO): cell surface; plasma membrane
Molecular function (GO): protein tyrosine kinase binding
Source: RefSeq, a predicted model, not a curated record